AUGGACGAAGUACCGGUAGAUUUAAAGGCUCUGCCAGUAGUAGAUGGCCUGCUCAUUGCGUACAUUGCACUAGGAGUCAUGGCAGUUAUUCCGAUCUAUUUUGGGUCAUUUGCCAGUCUCAAAUUCAAAAAGGCUGGAAAAGUCGCUAAUGGAAUUGCUGCUCCUCUGUUACCAGUAGAAGACGACGAGGAGGUCGAAUUCUUCAGUUUGGAAGACGCCAAGAUGUUUCCCAUUCUGGGCUCUGCUACACUUUUCAGCUUGUAUCUUCUGUUUACAUACUUUGACAAAGCAUACGUCAAUGUUGUCUUGACAGGUCAGAUCACGAUCAACAAUCAAGAGUUUGCUACGUACUUUGCACUGCUUGGUGUAGGGGCACUCACUAAAAGUGGACUGGCUAUUGCUCGGAAGGCCACAGGGUGGGAGCUGAAGGGUGAUUAUCGACUCGAAAUGUUUAAGCAACAUAAAGAAAUCCUAUCGUUUCACUUUGGGAUCUUUCAUUGUGUCUUGCUGGCAUCCUCUAUCGUUAUUGGAGCAUACUAUGCCAUGACCAAACAAUGGAUUGUAUCCAAUAUGUAUGGUGAAGCAUUAGCUACAUCAGCUGUGACAAUGCUCAAUCUAGACUCGUUCUUGACUGGAAUCGCUCUCCUUGUUGGACUCUUCUUUUAUGACAUCUUUUGGGUAUUCGGAACAGAUGUGAUGGUCACAGUCGCAAAAUCAUUCGACGCACCCAUCAAAGUAGUCUUCCCAAAGGACAUAGUAGCACUCAUAACAACCGGUGUCGCCAAAGGGAAUGAAUUCACCAUGUUGGGAUUAGGUGAUAUCGUCAUUCCAGGCAUCUUUGUAGCUCUCUGUCUCCGCUUUGACCAGUACAACUAUGAGCAAACUCAGAACGGACGUAAAAAUCCUCGCAGCACGGCAUUCCCUAAACCGUACUUCACAGCUUGCUUUGUUGCUUAUGCUAUUGGAUUGGUCACUACUGUUGCUGUGAUGCAUACUACGAAAACUGCUCAGCCUGCACUUUUGUACCUGUCACCAGCAUGUACCCUGUCAGUGCUACUGACUGCUUUAAUUCGAGGUGAAUUGAAGCAGUUAUGGGCAUAUUCUCCUGAUAAAGACGUUGUGAAAAAGUCAGACAAGGCAGACAAGAAGGCUGGAGGUGCCGCUAAAGUUGCUGCUUCUGCUUCAUCGUCUCGUAAGAAGCCCACUACUACGACUAUUGAAGAUACAGAAGACGAAGAAGACGAUGAAGAAGGUGAUAUAAAACCUGAAGAGACUGAAAUCAAUGAAACAAGAACGACGAGGCGUUCUACCCGGUCAAUGAACAGCACUGCCGCUAGCAAGAGUACUACAGCUGGAGGAGGAGCAGCAAGUAGAAAAUCCAAAAGAUCUCGCAAGGAGAAAUCAUAUUCAGAGUAA
Messenger RNA from Synchytrium microbalum, 1416 nucleotides. RefSeq lists its product as uncharacterized. Bases 1 to 1416 code for a protein of 471 amino acids. Lineage: Eukaryota; Fungi; Chytridiomycota; Chytridiomycetes; Synchytriales; Synchytriaceae. The record is from RefSeq and is a predicted model, not a curated record. Gene Ontology annotation, cellular component: lumenal side of endoplasmic reticulum membrane; cytoplasmic side of endoplasmic reticulum membrane; membrane. Gene Ontology annotation, molecular function: aspartic endopeptidase activity, intramembrane cleaving. The transcript is spliced from 10 exons. Gene Ontology annotation, biological process: membrane protein proteolysis.